Acaulospora morrowiae is the source of this 286-nucleotide messenger RNA. The record is from the annotation of a GenBank genome assembly. NCBI's taxonomy places the organism in Eukaryota, Fungi, Glomeromycota, Glomeromycetes, Diversisporales, Acaulosporaceae.
AGAAGAGGAUCCAGAAGUAGAUCUUAAUUUAUUGGAAAAUAAAAAAGUUAUUAUGGAGCUUCAAAAUCAAAUUCAACAUUUAGAAUAUAAAAAUCCAAUGAAUAUUAAUAAUUUUUUUGAUGUUCCCAAAGAAAGAAUAGUAUCAGAUAUAUUGACUGACAAAGAUAUUGUAACUAUUGUACAAGAAAAUAUCAACGAAGAGGAACAAGAAGAUGAUAGUAUAGAGUUAGAAAACAUUAGUCCACGAAAUGUAUUAGAAAUACUAGGUGUAAUUGAAACUUUUUGA